Molecule: messenger RNA, 705 nt
Organism: Sinocyclocheilus anshuiensis
Lineage: Eukaryota; Metazoa; Chordata; Actinopteri; Cypriniformes; Cyprinidae
Product: parathyroid hormone 2 receptor-like
Exons: 6
Biological process (GO): adenylate cyclase-modulating G protein-coupled receptor signaling pathway; cell surface receptor signaling pathway
Cellular component (GO): plasma membrane
Molecular function (GO): G protein-coupled peptide receptor activity; peptide hormone binding; parathyroid hormone receptor activity
Source: RefSeq, a predicted model, not a curated record
UCUCGACAAAAGCAUCAGCUCAGAAACAUGAGGGAUUGUCUCCUGUGGAACUUCGCCAAAGUGAUUCUGUUCUGGACAUUAGUUGAUGCUCAGGCAGGUGAAGAUGGUGAGAUUACAGCUGAAGAACAGGUGCAGAUGCUGCUGGAUGCGAAGCUGCAGUGUCUACAGAAGGUCUCCACAGAUGACCCUGCAGUUGGUGUGUGUGUCCCAGAGUGGGAUGGUCUGAUAUGUUGGCCGCAAGGCUUCCCUGGAACUCUGACCAAGACCCCCUGUCCCAGAUACAUCUAUGACUUCAACCAUGCAGAACACGCUUACAGGAGGUGUGACUCUAAUGGUUCCUGGGUGCUUGCAGAGAGCUCAAACAAGACCUGGGUCAACUACACUGAAUGCAUCAAAUCCCCAGAACCCAACAAAAAGAGACAGGUCUUUUUUGAACGACUGCACAUCAUGUACACAGUAGGCUAUGCAGUUUCCUUCAGCUCUCUUCUAGUGGCCAUCUUUAUUAUUGGAUACUUCAGGCGUCUCCACUGCACCAGGAACUACAUUCACAUGCACCUGUUUGUUUCCUUCAUGCUGCGUGCUGUCAGCAUCUUUGUGAAGGAUCACGUGGUACACACUAGUGCCAGGCUGCAGGAAUUUGAUGCUGUGCUUAUGAAUAACUUCACUAAUGCUGUGGAUGUGGCACCAGUGGACACUUCACAGUAU